AUGGACGACCUCGAGCUGAGUUUCGACGAAGUCUUCCUUGGUACCUACCAGGACACGCAGCAAGAUCAUACACCACAGCAGACCACCACCUCCAAGCUGCCAAUAUCCGACUCAACAUCACCAAUGGUUCCCGGAGUGCCCCAUCCAACCACAACCGUCACUCCAGUCCUCACCUCGUCAGUCAACAGGAAAGCUUGGAACUACACCACCACGCUGAGGGAAGCCUUUCCAGAUGCAGAUUUCAAAGACUACACCGAGAGCGACGAUACAACCWGCCUGAUGGAGUGGCUCAACCUCGAGGACUCGGAGUCGCAGGAUGAAGACACCCGGCUGGCGGCGCUGACCCGCGACCUGCUGCCUCUGCAGGAGGAAGACGAGGAUGCGGAGACGUCAGACGCUGUGGAGAUCGAGAGAAAGGAUAGCAAGGAAGGCAUCAAAAAUGAGGGCAAAGAAGAGGGCAAGAGUAUCGGCAACGACAGCAGCCAAGACAGAGACGCCGACAAGCGCGAGGAAAACCUCCGUCCGCCUUCUGACCAGGAGUACUCAGACUAUGAUUCGGAGGAUGAUGAUGAUUACGAUAGCGAUGAAUUCGAUGAGACGCCAUACGGGACCGGUAUUGGAGGCGGUUGGCUGUGA
Molecule: messenger RNA, 636 nt
Organism: Ramularia collo-cygni
Lineage: Eukaryota; Fungi; Ascomycota; Dothideomycetes; Mycosphaerellales; Mycosphaerellaceae
Exons: 2
Coding region: 1-636 (211 amino acids)
Source: RefSeq, a predicted model, not a curated record